AUGAAGACCGACUCUGAGGAAACUGGAGUACAGUCGUCUUCGGCUACCUCUACUCCUGCUCCUCCAACAUCAGCCACAGCUACAGCUACAGCCACUCCUUCUUCUGCUUCUACUCCACGAAGGCUUCCUGUUAAUCCCCGACGACACAAGGUCGCUCCCGAGCAUCAGAUCCAAGAGUUGAAACACAAGGUCGACCUCUAUGAGCGGGUUCUUCGGGAUACUGUACCCGCAGCUAUCUCCAACGCGGUUACUGAUGCCGCCAGCCGCCAAGAGCUAUCCGUAUUGCUUGGCUGGACGGCCUCUGAGUCUGGUCACAAUGGAUCUCGUGUUGGAUCAACAGCUCAUACAACACCAUCAUUAGAUGGCCAUGCACAUAUCGUGAGAGGCCCCUCCGAGCUCCCCCAAUUCCAAUACCCCAGCAUUCCUCGCCAGUUUCAGCAAAUCUCGCAUUCCCAAUCUCAGAUUCCGUAUCCGGAUGCGCGAAUCCAAGAUAUUAGCCUCGGACUAUCACGGCCACAUCCUCCCCAACUAUCGCAUUCUAUAUCGACUCACCACCAGAGACAAGAUGACGAUGAGAACCUGGCAUCAACCGAGGGCCGACUGCUGCAUGAUCCCGAUGGCCAUGCUCGUUUUCUCGGCGAGACGAGCGGUGCAACUUUUCUCGAUAACUUGAAAGAGUUCAUGACCACGGUUCUCCCUCUUGCCUACCAAAAUCUUCGUCCAGGCUCAGAUGGUAGUGCGUUCCUGUCGAGUCUUGGUAGCUAUCAGACAUACGACUCUCGUCCUCUAAAUAAUCGCGAUAUCGAUCCCGCAUGGUUCCCCUCUUACCCCGAGAUGGACUCGAUGCUUUCUGAGCUACGAUACUUCAUUCAAGACGGGAACGGCAACUGGCCAAGCGGAGGUAUUCAUUGGUGGGGGAAUCUACACACAACGCCCACAAUUCCCCUACUAGAGCGAGAUUCACAAAUGGUCCGGUUGACCAAAUGUCGCCCUCUGGCUCUCUAUCAGACCGCGUUUGCUGUCGUCUCGCAGGCUACACUGAUGCCACCGCUGGACAUUUCUAUAGACUCUAAUCUCAGCGAGAACUAUUACAGCAGGGCGCGUAUGCUCCUGGGGAACCCUCUUGACAUCACGCGCUUUACGCCGAAUGAGGUUGCAGCGUUGACUCUGAUGGGCUUCUACUUGAUCGAGAUGAAUCGUCGCGAUGCUGCGUAUAUGUGUGUGAGUAGCGCCAUGCAUAUCAGCAUCAUGCACGGUUCUCAUAGAGGCUGGCUUGACGAAAGUGGCAAGCGAGUUUUCUGGACGUUAUAUGUACUGGAUCGUUAUCUGAGCUGUCUGAUGGGAAGACCCCCAACCAUUAUGGAUGAUGCCAUCCGUUUAGAACCACCUUGUGAUGCUCCAUCCAUGCCCCCAGCCGACGGUCUCAAGGCACACGUUGAGCUUUCACGGAUCUCGAAUCAUAUCGUGUGUAACACAUAUCGCAUAUCCCCUUCGAAAGAUGUUGUUAGGCCCAUAAGAAGUCUUGAAGGAGAAAUAAGCAUGCUUGAUUCUUGGAGUCUAAACCUUCCGCCCUCCUUACGACUGUCAAGUAACGGACUGAGCGAUGAUCCAGCAACCUGCUUACUGCACAUGUACUACAAUCAGCUCAUUAUCUUGACUAUACGCCCCGUCUUCUUCGCUCUAGUCAAAAAGUCGUUCGCAGAAAAGCUUGUCUCUCGCCAAUGCUCAUUGAGCACGCAUCCCCAACUUCCUCACCUCAAGCGGUGCAUUGCCUCGGCAGAACACAACAUUCGGUUGGCACGCCAGAUCUUACUUGUCAACCACCCCCGAAAACUCCUCCAGGCCGGCCUUCAUUUCAUCUUCAACGCGGCUAUUGUCUUGAUGCUGCAGCAGUUGGUAGAGGAUUUGUGUCCAUCAUCCAGAACCGAGAAGGCUCGGGCACUCGAUCUCGACUUUGUGAUUGCCAGAUUCGAGGAUGAGAGUCGUGUGGGCAGCAACUAUGGCCGAGAUUGUGCUACAGUUCUUCGAGAUCUUCGCGUCCUUGUGCAACGACUUCCUAUACCUGUUGAUAUCAACACAGCGACACGCUCUAUGAACAUGAAUCAAACUUCAACAACCUACGAUCCAAUCGCGAAUCGUACAACGGUGGAUAUGGGACAAUCGUGGCCGGACAAGUUGGCCUCGGAGGCAUUGCAGCAGCCAAUUCUUGUUGAUCAAGGACAUAUGUUAUACAAUGAGUUGGUGUCGUGGAUCGACGUUGACUGGCAGUCCUAUAAUGGUCCUCUUGUCAUCAUCGCUCGUGUUGACUGUCGCAAAUCAUUACCGCAAAUGGCACCUCUCGAGCGCCGAGCCGUCGCGACAUGCUUCAUCUUCAAAUUCCCAUCCGAUGACAUAGCACAGAAGCCAAAGGUUGCUCUCUUCCGCCGGAGUGGCAUCUCUGGCAGUGUAGAGGAAUCCGAUGCGGAUCCACUUUACACAGCCUGGAGAGAACUAGAGGAAGAGACAACUCUCACAAAGGAUUCUUUGCAUCUGUUUCGAAGAGGGAAGCCCUUCUCAUUUGUUGAUGACUCAAUUGGAAGAGAAUGGACAGUCAAUCCUUUUGCCUUCAUUCUCAAAUCAGAGAAGGAGGGUGGUCAAGGCGAAGCUGGUAUCAGAAUAGACUGGGAGCAUGAAGGUUAUGAAUGGUUCGAUCCAGAUACCGUCAACGACUCAGAUGACUUCGGGGGUGUUCCGCGGAUUCUUGAAAGCUUCCGAAGGGUGUGGUUCAAUAUUGAUCUGGGCGAUGCGGCUGGCAACACCCUUGCCACAUGCUUGAUGGCUUUGCAGAACGAUCACGAGAGCGGAGCUCGCCAGCUUGCUUCCAAGGCUCUCGACACAUACAUUGAUGUGGUCAGGACGAUCGACAUCUCAGAUCAAGACCAGUGGUGGAGGAACGUCAGGUUCGCCGGAUGGCAUCUAUGGAAGAAUGGACGGGAAAGCAUGGGUGCAUCAGUUUUGAACACUGUUCUGUCGAGUCUGGGCAUAAUUGAAGGCAGUAUCAUGUCCGGUGAUUCGCUGAACAAGGGUUUGAUUGAAAAGAUCAUCGAGACCCUCAACAAAUACGCUUACGACCGACAGGCUACCAGUUCAAGAACUGGAGCUUCGUUUCAAGCCUUCCUGGAACGCCAUCUAGAAGGAGAUAGGCCAAUCAAGAUUCUUACGCUUUCUUGCAGCUCUACCAUCACAUCGGCCAUCACUCACGUUCGCGGGAAGGGCUCGUGGCCCAUUCAUGUCCAUGUGCUCGAGUCUCGACCACUUUUCGAAGGUGUCAAAAUGGCUCAAGCAAUUACUUCUUUUGCUAGUGAAAGCAGAACAAAGCUCGAGGUAACAGUCCACACUGAUGCGAGUGUCGGUGUUGCGGCGAGAGGUAUUGAUAUCGUGCUAAUCGGGGCGGAUCUAAUCGACGGAACAGCCGCAGUUAGCAAUAAGGUCGGUUCACUACCCACCAUCUUGACAGCCAAGUACGCUGCCCCGCAAGCGAAAAUUGUCGUUCUUUCUGAGAAAGAGAAGGUGUUGCCAUUUCCGCCCCCAGAACAGGAGGAAAAUGACCCCUCGGAGGUUACGCAAGCUUGGAGAGGUCUCUCCGCGGACCUCCUCGAUGCCCCCCACUCUAAAGUAAAUGUCAAAAACGUGUAUUUUGAGAGGGUCCCAUCUGAUUUGAUCGAUCAUUAUAUUACAGAGGACGGGGUUACCGACGCUGCGGGCAUAUCGAGAUACGCCGAGGAUGUCGCAAAGAAAGCUGACCAAUACUUUACCAAUCUAUGA
Fusarium coffeatum is the source of this 3804-nucleotide messenger RNA. RefSeq lists its product as uncharacterized. Gene Ontology annotation, biological process: DNA-templated transcription. Gene Ontology annotation, molecular function: DNA binding; zinc ion binding. NCBI's taxonomy places the organism in Eukaryota, Fungi, Ascomycota, Sordariomycetes, Hypocreales, Nectriaceae. The coding region runs from base 1 to 3804 and encodes 1267 amino acids. The record is from RefSeq and is a predicted model, not a curated record. The transcript has 7 exons.